AUGACCUCGGCUUUGGAGAAUUACAUCAACCGUACUGUUGCAGUAAUUACUUCUGAUGGAAGAAUGAUUGUGGGAACACUCAAAGGUUUUGAUCAGACCAUUAACUUGAUUUUGGAUGAAAGCCACGAACGAGUGUUCAGUUCUUCACAAGGAGUUGAACAAGUAGUGCUGGGAUUAUACAUUGUAAGAGGUGAUAAUGUUGCCGUCAUUGGUGAGAUUGAUGAAGAGACAGAUUCAGCUCUUGAUUUGGGGAAUAUUCGAGCAGAACCUUUAAAUUCAGUUGUGCACUGAAAAGGUGAAAAUGCACAGGGACUUUGUAAAUCUUUGGUUGUACAGACCUAUUUAACAACGUGGAUGAUUUUUACAAACUGUGUUUCAUUUGUUGGGUCACCAGUUUUUUAUUCUGAAUAUG
This is a messenger RNA of Indicator indicator, 412 nucleotides long. RefSeq names its product LSM8 homolog, U6 small nuclear RNA associated (gene LSM8). Bases 1 to 291 code for a protein of 96 amino acids. Gene Ontology annotation, cellular component: U4/U6 x U5 tri-snRNP complex; U6 snRNP; precatalytic spliceosome. The record is from RefSeq and is a predicted model, not a curated record. Gene Ontology annotation, biological process: mRNA splicing, via spliceosome. The transcript has 4 exons. Lineage: Eukaryota; Metazoa; Chordata; Aves; Piciformes; Indicatoridae. Gene Ontology annotation, molecular function: RNA binding.